UUUAGGAUUCCCGUACAUUUUCUUCUGGCGAACUUGGCAAUCGCAGAUAUCACGUACGCCCUAUUUUACAUACCAAGGAUCAUUUGGGGUCAUAUCGCCAGUCACCCUGAAGGUCUGGCUGGAAGAAUUUUGUGUGCCCUGCUAACAGAUGCUGCCUUGGCGUGGGUUGGCGGCGCUUCUUCGGUCUUCACUUUGGUUGCCGUCGCCACGGAACGUUACUAUUCCGUCUUGCAUCCACUUGAAAACAAAGCACAUCUUAGCGUGCGCAAACUUAAGGUAUGAUACCAAAAAUAACCAACUUAGAUACAAGAUAGCAACAAAGAUCUCUCAGUGUCCCGUAUUAUUACUGUUCACUUUUUUCGUUUUGUCUAAUUUUAUCUACGGUUUACCCGUAUAUGGAGCGUCUGAACCUGAUCUUAAUAUUAUACAGAACUUUUCAGAUAGAUGUCAUAAGCGCCGUUUUAUUUCUUACCCCGUUUCAAUUAAGGAUCUCUUAAAAAAGCAAGACAGUAAAAUUUUUACGAAAGUAACCUGUAUAAAUAACUAGCCGCUCGCUCCGUACUUUCCUUCAAGGAAAGUAUGUUCUUAUAACCACCGUAAAAAAACUAAUGCCCGUCCCAAAACUAAUACUGAAAACAACCUCAGUAGAGGAUAGUUAGGAUUCAACGAUUAUUUUCUUUAUUGUAUUAUGUAUUAUUCCGGACAAUUGUAACAUAAGAUAUAUAUGUAUCUCUUUUAUGAAAUAAAGACCAUUUUUAUUAUUAUUACUAUAAGCAUAAUGUUCCCCUAUCUGUUUAAGACGGCGAGAAUUUUUCACUUUACAUUAGAAAGAGUUUGAAGAUGAUGUAUUUACGAAAUUACUUUUUGAUGGAUAAAAAUUCAUUUUUUCCUCAUUUAGAUCAUCAUUUCUGGUUCUUGGAUACUCGCAUUGAUAAUGAACGUCCCUGAAUUCUGGAAAAAGAUCGAGGGCGGUACUUGCAGUUACGCAUGGACCAAGAAGUGGAUGCCCAAAGCUUACACUUUGAUAUGGCGUGUUUUCUUUGGGCUUUCUUUUAUGCUGAUGACUGGAUUAUACUCCAGGGUUAUUUAUGCUCUCUGGUUCAAAAAUGCAAGUAAUUCCGAAGUCGUAAAUCGACGAAAGGUAUGAUUUGAUUCGCCUUAUGGGCAAUGCCGUUUUUUUACUAGACCUCUGUGUUUCAAUGAAGUAUAGCUCUCGCUUACCAUUUUUUAUCCUUUGAUGCAUUACAACAAACAGAUUUACAAGUUUCCGAAUGGAGUGUUUUCACAUGACGUCACGACGGCCAUGUUGGUGUCCCAAACCAAUCCUCUAGGAGUUGAACACUUUUCUUAUACAAAUGCUUUCUUUUGUUCCAAUAAAUUUGCAUAGAUGCUGGCCACGAGAGUGAAAAGAGUCUUUAGAUUACUACGCAACAAAAUCAUCAUAAAAACGCAUUUAUAGAAGAUAGUCGCCAUAGGUUGAAAUGGCAGACCUAUUUCGCUUCAAUUAAAGAACUUGUACCCUUUUUUGUUUAUGUAAAUGUCACUGUUAUUCUGUCAUCAUUACCCUGGUAACAGUAGGGCAGUUUUUCUACAAUUUAUGAUAAAAAAAGAAGAAACAUUAUUACAUUAUUGAGUUAACAUUUACCGGUUUACGUCUUACAGACAACUAUCAGGCAACGCUUACUAACUUAAUAUUUUGUUCCCGUAAAUACGCCUUCCUAUCCUGCCAAAAAGCAGGCUAAUAACUUAAAAUGGUGUUUCUGUUUAUGUAGGGUGUGGUGAAGGUGCGGAAGCGAGUCACCUUGAUGGUUGUCGCUGUCAGUGCAAUCUUUGGAAUAUGCUGGGGAGCAGACUCAGUGUUGCACCUCUUGGAGGAUUUUUCGUCCAACAAGCUCGCUCCCUCUGCAAUUCCCAUUGCUCACACGGCCGUCAUGUUCAAUUCUGCCGUCAACCCGUUUGCAUAUGCUUUGAUAAACCAAAGAUUUAGAAAGAAAAUGAAAGGGAUACUAUGCUGUAGACCACUUUCAUUGGGAGUCAUAGAUAAUCAAGGCAAUGAGAUGGCAAACAGAAGUUCGUUUGCAAAGAAUUUCCAUGCCGCGAAUAAGCUAGAAACCAAUGAACCUUCAAAUACCAUGAGCCAAACAGGCGAAAACGUAGAGGGAAAUGCCAUAAUGUAG
This is a messenger RNA of Porites lobata, 2177 nucleotides long. The record is from the annotation of a GenBank genome assembly. NCBI's taxonomy places the organism in Eukaryota, Metazoa, Cnidaria, Anthozoa, Scleractinia, Poritidae.